AUGAACACCAUGGAAUCAAAGCGGAAUGCCCCGCACACGCAGAUGAGGGGGACUCGGGCGCCCAUCCCUUACGUCUGCAUCGUGUCUGGUGACGGCAUGGAGUUCGUUCUCCCAGAGGCCGCUGCGCGCCAAAGCAAGAUGAUCUCUUCGCUGCUGGACGCCGUGUACGGCCUCCCCAACCGCGGUGGCUUCGGGGAUCAGCAUCAGGCUAACGUUCCUCAAGGUGUCUACGCAUCCAACAAAAUCGACGUAAUGCCGAGGAUCCCACUGCAGCCCAUCACCGGUCGUACCCUCCAGCUGGUUUGCAGCUAUUUCAUGCAGCGUAGCACGGGCGAUAUCAACUCCACUGAAGAAUUUCUCCUCCUUAGCGAACUGAACCCAGCCUCUGAUGAGGACCAAGACACCGUUGCUGAGUUACUGCUGGCUGCUGACUUCCUGGACUGCUAG
Trypanosoma grayi is the source of this 447-nucleotide messenger RNA. RefSeq lists its product as hypothetical. The transcript has a single exon. Bases 1 to 447 code for a protein of 148 amino acids. Gene Ontology annotation, biological process: ubiquitin-dependent protein catabolic process. Lineage: Eukaryota; Euglenozoa; Kinetoplastea; Trypanosomatida; Trypanosomatidae. The record is from RefSeq and is a predicted model, not a curated record.